AUGCCGCCUUCUCAGGAUGAGAUCAAGGUCGUGACGCCCGACGGCGAACGCAACGUUGUCAUGGUUAACGGCAAAGAGGUUGUCGUAAGCUCUGCCACCGAGAAGCCCAACCGCUCUUUCUGGGUUGCUUGGAUGUACAUCUUCGAUUGGUAUCCGAGUCAUUACUCUCCCGAAGAAAAACGAUUGGUACGCAAGCUCGACUGUGUCUUGCUUACUUUGUGUUGCCUCUGCUUCUACAUAAAGUGGCUGGAUCAGAACGCACUCAAUACUGCGUAUUGGUCUGGCAUGCGAGAGGAGUUGGCGAUAAAGGGCAACGAAUAUUCGCUCUUCGGGACUUUCUACAAUAUCGGCUACAUGAUCUUUGAAAUACCGAGCAUGCUGAUCAUCUCACGUCCAAAGCUGGCUCGCUAUUACGUCCCGACUAUGGAAUGCGCCUGGUCUAUCUUGACUUUCACGCAGUCUCGCUUGAGUAGCGUACCGCAAAUCUACGGGCUUCGCUUCCUUCUCGGUGUUCUGGAAACCCCUGCAUCGACUGGCUCGAUCUAUCUUCUCACAUCCUGGUACCGCGCGGAUGAGGUGUUCAAGCGCGCCGGCGUCUGGUAUGUUUCGAGCAAUGCUGGCGCUAUGUUUAGCGGCUAUCUACAAGCCGCUGCCCACAAGAACCUUGACGGAGUCCAUGGGAUGUCGGGAUGGCGCUGGUUGUUCAUUAUUGAUGGAUCCAUCUCUUUGCCUAUCGGUCUCGCUGGCUUCUUCCUAUACCCUGGACUUCCCACUAGUCCAAAGGUUUGGUGGCUGACAGAAGACGAGAGAAAGCUCGCCGUCGCGCGCAUGCAGAGCCAGGGUACGAAGCAGAGCGGCAAGAUUGGCAAACGUAUGCUUAAACGCGUAUUCACUCACUGGCACUUCUACGUCGCGGUCUUGACAUACGUCUUCUUCCAAUGUACGAGCUACGUUGGUGGUCAGAUGCAAGCUUGGCUCAAGAAGGAAGCCGAUCUAAACGGUACCUACACCAUCGAAGAGAUCAACCUCAUCCCCACCGGAGUUCAGGGCCUGGCCAUCGUCUGUGGCAUUUUCAUCACUAGUUUGGUGAUGAUAUAUCCGAUGUGGAUCGUUUUUUCAGUCGUUACAGCGAUCUUGCUUUUCGCAAAUGUGUGCUUGCGAGUGUGGUACAUCCCACUUGGCCUCCAUUUCACUUGUUAUUACCUGCUUGGCCUGACAUCUUGCGUCACCCCCAUCCUGUUUCCGUGGGUAAACAUGAUAAUGAAGGAUGACAACGAAGCACGAAGUUUCACAACUGGUGCAAUGAUGACCAUCGGCUGGGCCUUCUUCUCCUUCUAUCCGAUUACUGUAUUUCCUAUCCUGGAAGCGCCGCAAUGGACUAAGGGCUAUACUGUCAACAUCGUCUUCAUCGUUUGUUACUGGGUUCUCUUUAUGGUUGGACAGUACCUCUGGCGCCGCGAGGAGAAGACUAAGAAGUUUGAUAUCAACAGGCAAGAGGACGAAGAUGUGCUUAACAAGCCAGAAGCAGUGCACAUCGAGGUUGCAGAUGACAAGACUAUGAAGGAAGGUAGACCUUGA
Molecule: messenger RNA, 1578 nt
Organism: Alternaria arborescens
Lineage: Eukaryota; Fungi; Ascomycota; Dothideomycetes; Pleosporales; Pleosporaceae
Exons: 5
Coding region: 1-1578 (525 amino acids)
Biological process (GO): transmembrane transport
Cellular component (GO): membrane
Molecular function (GO): transmembrane transporter activity
Source: RefSeq, a predicted model, not a curated record